AUGGAAAGCGGAGCGGAGACGCACCCAUCGGGGGCCCCUGGAAACCGAGGCAACGACUCCCAGGUGCCGCGGGGCCGCGGCCGGCCGGGCGCAGCUGCGCCUCGUCGGGAGCCGCGGGCGGGGCCCGCCCCAAAGCCUCUUAAGCUCCUCCGGAGGCUGCCGGGAGCCACGGGGGAGUUUCUGCGGUUGUGGAUAGGAGACGGAGCUGCUGUGAGACCUUUCGCGCGGGUGCUUCAGUUCUUCAGGCUCUCCUCGGCUGAGCGAGGGCUGCAGCAGAGGCUCUCAUCGGCCCGAAGCAGUGAGCUCGUGGAAGCGGACCGGCACGGGGCCUCCGCCCGAGACCGAGCACGAUCCCGGGGUGGCCUCGGCCACUGCGGAGUGUUUUGCGGGUGCUCUCACCCAUCCCGUUUCCAGCGGUGGGAGCGAGCAGGAAAGACAGACCGGCCAGGCGGUGGAGUCUCUCUUCGAGGGAGAGAACGGGAACGUAUCGAGCUCCACCUAGGGGUGAAUGAAGAACCAGCGGAGCGUUUGUGCGUGAGGCUGAAGAGGCAGCUGGAAAUGGUGCCCACAGCUGUGAGGCUAGUUCUCAUGGUAGGCUCCAGGAGUUUCCUGCAAUGUGUCAAAGGAAAGGUACCUGAAGACUGGAGGAUGGCGGAUGCCACCGCAGCCUUCAGAAAGGGUGUGGAGGAUGGCGUGUGCAACUUGGAGGUAGGUUGGCCUCAUGUCUGUUCCUGGGGAGGUGACGCAACAGCUUGUUGCAGGUGUCAUUGCCAUGUGACUGGAGGAGAAGGUAUUUGCAAGGAGCAGUCCAGGUGGAUGGACAGAGGAGAAGUCAUGCCGGACCAAAAGCAGGGUGAAGGCUGCAGAGAGGAUUGGCUGGAGCAGGUGUGCAGUUUUCCCAGUGGUGGGAUGAAGGAGGUGGUUGAUGGAGGUCUCUGUGCAGGUUCAGGCUGGAGGCAGGAUCCUGGUGGUGUGAGUGGGGCGCCCCUGUGGAGCAAGGGUGGAAGGUGUGUGGCAGGUCCUGUCCCGGAGGAGUGGAGUUAAGGGUCCUGGCGUGGCUGUUUUCCUGCAUGGAAGAUGGAGAUCCUGGGAGCUGUGAUGAGGAGGAGCAGAGCCAGCAGUGGCUCCUGUGUGGCAAUGGCUGCUUUGUGUGGUGCUCCUGGGCUGAAAAGAGGAGGAGAAAAAAGUUUUUAGUGUUGUUCUUCAAAGCUCAGUUUCCCUUCAGCAAGAAGCUAUGGGGAGCUUCUAGGUCUAAUGCUGUUCCUCUGCUUUUGAGCUGAAUUUCUGCACGGCAGCCUUUCUCGAAUGCAGUAGGGCUUCCCUGGCUUGAAGAUGGGUGUGCUGUCCUGAGGGAGGAGCAGUGUUGACUGUCUUACAGUGACCUUCUGCUUUCCUUUAAGAAGAGUCCACUAAGAACUGUAUUGGGUUUUUCAGUAGGUAACUCAGGAGAGGGCUUCUCGGUGAAAUCCUUUGUGUUGAAUUGCAGUAAGUUGAGUAUGUGAACCUUCCUCCCAAACUGAGACCGAACGCCAGCAAAAAUGCCAAAUAUGUUGUCCUGUUUCCCUUUAUAACAAAAGAUGUGGUACUUUGCUGGGGUUGCGCCUUUGUGUUCAAUGUUUGUAUGCAGUAUAUUGUAUCCUCAUGUGGGAGUCUGCCAUUAUUAACUGCACUGUUAAUAACUGUUAUUAUUAAUAUAAUAUAUUAAUAUAAACUGUAAAUUAAUAAUAAAAACUGUAAUUAUUAUUAA
This is a messenger RNA of Gallus gallus (chicken), 1747 nucleotides long. RefSeq lists its product as uncharacterized. The record is from RefSeq and is a predicted model, not a curated record. Lineage: Eukaryota; Metazoa; Chordata; Aves; Galliformes; Phasianidae. Bases 1 to 1044 code for a protein of 347 amino acids. The transcript has 15 exons.